UUCAUAUGCUCAUCUCAUCUCAUGUUCUAUUAGCUAGGAGGAAGUUCACAAGUAUCCACCACACAAAAAUACAAAUCAAUACUGACUCUAUUACAGUGUAAUAUCUGUUCAUAACUACUUUCUCAACCUACUGAAGCACAAAGCUCAAAGAGUCAACAAUGAUCGAUGCUAAUGCGGCAGCCCGCAGGCGCAUAAAGUCGUAAACGGUAACAUGAACCUUUGAUUUGUAUAUUACAGCGAAAAUACAGAAGCAGGAGAGUGGCAGUAGAUAAGGGCGGUAAAAAAAAAAAAAAAAAAACGUGUCUAGGGUCCAAGAUUCAACCCAAAUUCAAUUCGUAGCAUGCUUUGAGAUUCCGAAUAUCGAUCUGAGCAGAUUUUGUCAAGUUAUAUGACAUAGAUGGAAAGUAUCACGAGUGAAAACCCAUUUCCAACACAACCUAAAUGGAGAAAAGUUGCUUAUGGAGGGAUGCAACCUGGUUUCGAUGACAAUCACACAGAUGAAUCUUUCCUAGAAGAUAUGAUUAUGAAUGCCAAUGUUGUCAAAAGGGACUUGCUAAAGGUGAUACUUGAUUCAGUGUCAAUUUCUCAGUAUAUUUGCACUGUUUGUCUUGUGGUUUUGGUUUGGACCUAUACUCUCAAAUCCUCCUUGAAUGAAAACUCACUUUUAGUUUUAAAUUUUAGCCUUCUUGGAUUGGGUUUCUUCAUUCUUCUCUUAACUGCAGACAUGCUCUCCUUCAAUCUUCUUCUCAGUUACGUUCUGAAGAUUUCCUUCUUUAUUACCGGGCUGUAUAUGUUGUCUCCUAUCUACCAUACACUUACUCGGUCUAUAAGCUCAGAUUCUAUAUGGGCACUAACAGCUUCUCUCCUCGUAAUCCAUCUCUUCCUGCAUAAUUACUCAGGAUCCACUGUAAAAGCUCCCGGAACUCUAGAAAACCCUACCCUUACAAGCAAUAUCUCUUUGAAUGCUUCUAUAGUGGCUUCACUUCUCAUUGCUUCUCGCCUUCCGUCAAGGCUUCAUGUAUUUGCCAUUGUGCUGUUCUCCUUGCAAGUUUUCCUAUUCGCUCCAUUGGUCACCUACUGUGUGAAGAAGUACUCGUUCCGAUUGCACCUGUGUUUUUCCUUCGGGUUAAUGGUCUUGACGUUAGCUCUUAUUCACCGGUUGCACACAUUACUCUUUGUUUUGUUGCUGGCUGUGUUUAUCUUUGUCAAUUUGGUAUGUCCUUAUUGGCUGAUACGACUUCAAGAGUAUAAAUUUGAGAUUAACGGCCCCUGGGACGAGGCAAAGCUCUGUUUUGCAAUCACAGAAUGAACAACGAAGAUCCAAUAUUGAUAAACAUAUCCUUUGUAUUAGCUUACCUGUGAGGCUGGCCUUGCAUUGCACCACCCUAAUGCCCUACUUAAGAGUGGUACUUCAUUUGUUUUGCAAUUUCAAUAUUUGGUUCUGAUUUGUUGUUACACUCCUUUGCCUCUGCUGAAAUGUAUCUUGAUGGAAAUAUGUGAGUUCAAAUUACAUACAAUGAACUCUGGUGUUCGUGUUGUAAGUUCAGCUAUUUCAUAUGGAGAGUUCUUCUAACAAAUAUUACCGAAUAAUUCUA
This is a messenger RNA of Ipomoea triloba (trilobed morning glory), 1595 nucleotides long. RefSeq names its product phosphatidylinositol N-acetylglucosaminyltransferase subunit C. Bases 398 to 1309 code for a protein of 303 amino acids. Lineage: Eukaryota; Viridiplantae; Streptophyta; Magnoliopsida; Solanales; Convolvulaceae. Gene Ontology annotation, cellular component: membrane; glycosylphosphatidylinositol-N-acetylglucosaminyltransferase (GPI-GnT) complex. The record is from RefSeq and is a predicted model, not a curated record. The transcript has 2 exons. Gene Ontology annotation, biological process: GPI anchor biosynthetic process.